Metarhizium acridum CQMa 102 is the source of this 3021-nucleotide messenger RNA. The record is from RefSeq and is a predicted model, not a curated record. Lineage: Eukaryota; Fungi; Ascomycota; Sordariomycetes; Hypocreales; Clavicipitaceae.
AUGAACUCUCACCGACACCCCGAUGACGCGAGCGCGAGACACCCAAGGUCCCUCCCUGACGGUCAUGAUGAGAACGACGCGGCACCAGGAAGGCCGUCAACACAACACCGCAUCGCCCAUCCGUUUGCGCAUGCGUAUGCAGAUGAAGUCCAUCCUCCCUCGUAUGAAGAGGCGCAGGCCUCAACAACAGGAUGUGCGGGGGAUCAGAAGACAAUGUUUCCCUCUGCGCGGACAUCGAGCGGCAGUCCUGGCAAUUAUGCUGCAACUUUGAGCCAAGCAACAAGGCAAUUAGACCAACUCCCAUUAGACUCCGAUUACUCUUACCAGCUUGGCGCGUCUGCAGAGCCUACAGCUGAAGCAACGACAAUCGGAGUAGCAUCUCGAGCUACACAAAUCGAACCAAUGUCGCAGUCCUCUGUGACGGAGGGAACACGAGCGUUCGUCAUUGAUGAUGGACGCGUCGAGAUGCACAUCGACGAGUCGCGACUCGUAUCUAGAAUCCUGUCCACGACAUUGCAAGCCGAGAACCGGUCCGAGGAACAAAACUCCACAGCCCGACGCUCUUCUUCUGCCAGCCUCGCUCAAGGCAGACUGCCAAGCAACAAGGUGGUCCGGCUCAAUGUCGUUAUGCAGGUCGUGGGAUCCCGCGGCGACGUCCAACCUUUUGUAGCUCUCGGAAAAGUGCUCAAGGAGAAAUACGGCCAUCGGGUCCGCUUGGCAACACACGGCGUCUUUCGCAAGUUUGUCACCGAGAACGGUCUUGAAUUUUUCGACAUUGGCGGAGAUCCAGUGCAGCUCAUGGCCUUUAUGGUGAAAAAUCCAGGCUUGAUCCCCGGCAUCGAUUCAAUCACGAGCGGUGACGUGGGGAAAAGACAGAGAGAAAUGAAGGAAAUCCUGAUUGGCGCCUGGAGGUCAUGUUUCGAGGCUGGUGAUGGCACCGGGCCGCCACUGGAAGAAGAUGGGUUCCAGACAAGCGAAACCGAGAUCCCCUUUAUCGCGGAUGCUAUUAUUGCGAACCCGCCCAGUUCCGCCCACAUUCACGUUGCCGAGAAGCUGGGGAUUCCGUUGCACAUCGUGUUCACGUCGCCGGCUUUGAUACCCAAGCCCGCGGACUGGGAGAAUCACAUCACCGUUUCAGGCUUCAGCUUCCUCCCACUUUCGUCGACGUACACUCCGGACGCUGACCUUGAGGCAUUUCUCAAGGCGGGCCCUCCGCCUCUGUACAUUGGCUUCGGAUCAAUCGUUCCCGCUGAUCCUGACGGUCUGACCAGAUUGCUACUUUCUGCCAUCAAGCAGACAGGACAGCGUGCCCUCGUUUCCAAAGGCUGGGGCGGGCUCGGCAAAGACGACGUGGACAUUCCCGACGUCUUCAUGCUCGGCAACGUCCCGCACGAGUGGCUUUUCGAGCGCGUCUCGUGCGUCGUGCACCACGGCGGUGCCGGUACCACGUCCACGGGUAUUGCCAAGGGGAAGCCUACCAUCGUGGUGCCUUUCUUCGGUGACCAGCUAUUCUGGGGCUCAAUGAUAGCCCGCGCUGGCGCAGGGCCGCCACCAAUCCCGUUCAAACAGCUCACAGCGGAAAACCUUGCUUCGGCAAUCCUUAUGGCCAUCAAGCCGGAUAUGGUGGAGGCUGCCAAAGUCCUGGGCCAGAAACUAUCCGGUGAGGAUGGGCGAGAAACAGCGGCCGACGACUUCCACAAAGGACUCAGCUUGGACACGAUAAAAUGCGACUUGUCACCGAGCCGAACAGCGGUGUGGAGAGUGUCCAAGACCAAGAUCAAAUUGAGCGCCUUUGCCGCCACAGUCCUAGCGAAUGCGGGCAUUUUAAAUAUGAACGACCUAAAGCGGUAUCACCCACGCUCGUACCACACCGUAGAAGGAUCCGUCGAUCCGAUUUCGGGUGGAUUGGGGGCGAUUCUAGGCCCUGUUGGGAGUCUGAUGAUGGGCAUGAUUGAUAUUCCACUUGAUGUUGCCAAGGCAGUGGCGGUCAAGUCGACAAGCUCACCCAAUGACCAGACCGAAGGCCCUCGUUCGGCACCAAAAGCCAGUCCUGAGAAGCUGAAUGUCGGCUCCCAGGUCAGCGCUGAUCAAAGUCCCAUUCCCGGCCCCAUCGAAUCAAGACAGCUUUCCUCAAUCACCACAGUGGACUCUGCUGAUCCCCACGAGUUCAAGCUUCCACGACGGCCUCCUAACUUGGAAGCUGACCCAUCCGGGUCGGAGCCUGCGCCCCAAUCGCCGGUACGGAGAGAAUCUGAUAAGAAGGGCAAGAAGAAGAGCAUGAAGGAAAAAGCAUUUGGCUUCGGCUUUUACAAAGAACUCUCGGGCAACGAACACAUGGCUCGCUCCAGCUUUCUUCCAGAUGUCAAAGGAUCCAUCAAAGAUCAUCCCAGCGGCUCGAUAGGCUCGGACGCAGCGCUCGGAGCAGGAAAAGGACUUGGACGCAUUGCAGCCAUCGGCAUGCGUAUCCCAAUGGACUUUGCCAUGGGAAUCAGCAGUGGGUUUCGUAAUGCGCCAAAAUUGUACGGAGACACUACGGUGCGGCCAGCCCACAAAGUAGAAGGGUUCAACAGCGGAUUACAGGCUGCAACAAAGGAGUUUGGCUACGGAGUAUAUGAUGGCGUGACGGGACUGGUGUCACAGCCUUACAAUGGAGCCAAGAAGGAGGGCGUGUCUGGAUUCUUCAAAGGCUUUGCAAAGGGUGUGGGCGGUGCCGUGUUGAAGCCUGGGGCUGCACUUUUUGGCAUCCCCGGGUAUGCAUUCAAGGGCAUUCACCAAGAGAUACAAAACCAUUUCGGCUCAGGCCUGGAGAGCUACAUCAUUUCUAUUCACACAGCCAAGGGCUUGAGGGAGUACGCUAGCGCCACGGAGGACGAGAAGACGGAUAUUGUGAAUAAAUGGCAUUCGGGUGAGAUUGAGCAAAAGAUAUCCAAGCCUGGAAUUAUAGACAGAUGGCAAUCUGUACAGAGGUCACGAAGCCAAUGGAAGGAGGACGAGGAACGCGAAUCAAGAGCUGAGAAUUAG